AUGGUCAUGAUGCAGGCCCAACAGACGCAUGAAGCGAAAGAUGCGGCCUUCGAAGGAGGCCCCAUUCAGAACUUGGGCAAGCCAAUUACUCUGAUAAGACAGAAAGCUUCCAAAAGGCUGUAUACGAUGAGGAGAAUUAAACGAACGGAGCCUUUCGUUCUAUCUCCUGCAGCGAAGGACAUUCAUCACCCGUUCAUCACACAUCUCGCAUUCACAAACGAAGUCCCUAACAACCUGUACCUUGUCUCCCCUUUUGUCAGCGGCGGACACCUAUUCACUCAUCUGCAGCAACCUCGGCAAUUUGACGUUGACACAAGCAGAUUCUAUGCGGCCGAAAUCGUUUGCGCAUUGGAGUACCUACAUACUCAAGACAUAUUCUGUUGGGUCAAAGCUGAAAACGUUAUGCUUGAUUCAUCAGGUCACAUCACGCUAUGUGGCUUUGGAAUUUUCCGACAGCGCGAUGGCACGCAUCGAGACUGGAAAAAGCCAGAGUAUCCCGCCCCAGAAGUGCUUACUAAUGGCAAGUACAGCAAGGCCGCCGAUUGGUGGACACUCGGCAUAUUCCUAUACGAAAUGCUCACGGGCUUGCCGCCGUUUUAUAGCGAUGUGGUCGAAGACAUACGCGAUAACAUCAUAUCAAAAUCGCUGCAUCUGCCCGAGUCAGUGCCUCCACACGCAAAGGACAUCUUGGUGGGUCUUCUUCAUCGGGAUCCUGAGCGACGAUUAGGUGCCAGCGAGGUGUCUGAGGUCAAACAACACGCCUUUCUUAAGGAUUUGGACUGGCAGGAGAUAAUUGAGCGUAGAACAAAGCCUCCAUUUCAACCUGGAUAUUGCGCGGAAUGUUUUGAGCCUUCUGGCGUCCAUUAUCUGUGUAAUCACGAACGUGGGCAGUUUGAGGAACCUCCCACCGCUGAGACUUUCUUGGGUUUCGAUACGCAUAGUCUUUCUGGGCCCGGGAAUAAGGCACAGGAUGUAAAUCCUGGAACUGCAGUGGCCGUGGAAGAGAAUAUCAACACGUCUGCAGUCACGAGUCCUGAUAUUGAGCUCGAAACACCCGAACAGAUACGCGCAGCACUAGAGGUAGCGUUGAAGUCUGACCGGGAAGACAUCGUCGGGCACCUCCUCGAAUCGAACAUAGACCUCAGUGCACCCGUCUUCAAACACCCGAGCGAGCGUACAACCGUGCUGGAAUGGGCCGUUCGCCACGGAAGCCUCAACAUGCUGGAACUAGUUCUCUCAAAAGCGGGCGUCAAGAGCAGAGAUCGCGUAAGCGCAACACUAGCACUGGGGGUAGCUGCAAAAUCGCGAAAUCUUCCAGCUGCCAAUAGCCUGCUCAGCCAAGGAACUCUUUGUGAAUUUGAAGACGCAGACAUUCCUGUCCCCGCUGACCUCGACGACCACGAUGGUUACAUAUUCCCACAUCCUUCCGACUCAGGGGAAUUUACACCAGCGCUUGUAAGUGCUGUGUUGAACCGUGAUAUCGAUCUUGCUCGGAUGCUGCUCGCUCACGGAGCGAACCCAGAUAUUGGAUACCAUGGCGUUUUCUCCGGGUUGCGUGGCCCAAUAAGUUUCUCCUGCGGAAGGGUUGUCCAAUUGGCAAUGGAGCUGCGACUGCUUGAAAUGGCGCAGUUGUUGCUUAAGUAUGGUGCAGAUGAAGGGCUUGCGGCGCCGGUUGGGGAGAUGCGAGGGCAUGAAUGUGGAGCUGUUACCAGACCGGUAUAUCAAAGGGUUACGGCGGCCUUGCGAGAUAUCGGAACGACUAUUUCUAGGAAAUUAAUAAGUGGAUGUGCCAGUGAUGUACAGAGUACUGAAUGUUUACGAUCCGGCUAA
Molecule: messenger RNA, 1830 nt
Organism: Didymosphaeria variabile
Lineage: Eukaryota; Fungi; Ascomycota; Dothideomycetes; Pleosporales; Didymosphaeriaceae
Product: Serine/threonine-protein kinase
Exons: 2
Coding region: 1-1830 (609 amino acids)
Biological process (GO): protein phosphorylation
Molecular function (GO): protein serine/threonine kinase activity; ATP binding; protein binding
Source: RefSeq, a predicted model, not a curated record